AUGACUAAUGUACCAUCGCUGAAGGUUGAAUUUGAUGAGUCCACCGCCAGAUAUCUCGACUGGCUCAAAACCCACAACGUUGACAUUUCACCCAAAAUCACCAUACAUGACUACACAUCAAUCAACCAAGGACGUGGGGUUAUUGCAUUGGACGAUAUCAAAGAGGGAGAAAUCUUGGCCACGAUUCCCAAAUCUGCAUUGAUAAACGUCAAGCAAAACCUUCUUGUUCAAACCCACCCCAACUUGAAACAAUACCUAAUGAGACUUUCUCAUUGGGAUGCAUUGAUAAUCAUACUAUUAUAUGAGUUGCGCAACAAACAACAAAGUCAGUGGUUGGCUUAUCUCAGUGUCUUGCCGCAACUGGGGUUUAACCAGUUGAUGUUCUGGAGUCUGAAUGAGUUGAACUUGUUGCAGCCGAGUUGCGUUUUGGACAGAGUUGGUAAAGAGGCCGCAUUUGAAAUGUACAACAAGACGUUGGAUGUUGUUAAUGAUAUGAAAAUUGAAGAGCUUGAUGAUGUCAGUUUUGAAGAGUAUAAUGUGAUUGCCACGAUUAUUAUGUCGUAUUCGUUUGAUGUUGAGUUGACAAGAUUGGAGGAAAGGGAAAUCAGAGAUCAACUUGGUGUUGAGGAUGAAGAAGGGACCGAUGAUGACGCUGUUGAUGAGGGAGAUCAUGUUCCUGACUUGGUGAAGCAUGAGCAUAAUGGGAGCGAUGGAUCUGCAGAAGUGAAAUCAUUACUUGAGAGAAACGGGAUAUCACUCGAUGAGGAUGAGGAGCCCCACUUGCAUGGAGAAGCUGAGCAAUUAGGACAAGUUGACGAAGAGGAGGAGGAGGAAGAGGAGGAGGAGGAAGAGGAAGAGGAGCAAGAGGAGGAAGAGGAGGAAGAGGAAGAGGAGGAAGAGCAGGAAGAGGAGGAGAGUGAUGACGAAUUAAGUUCUACCUCUCCAGACAUACUCAAGGACAACUGCAUAAAAUCCAUGGUCCCACUAGCAGACACGCUCAAUGCGGACACAAACCACAACAACGCCAUAAUCAACUACGAAGAAAACAACUUGGUUAUCACCAGCAUCAAGCCCAUCAAAAAGGGACAUCAAGUCUACAAUACAUACUCCAACCACCCUAAUGGGGAAAUUUUACGCCGAUACGGCUACGUUGAGCCACAAGGUUCAAAAGGAGAUUUUGGCGAGAUCCCCAUUUCCAUCAUUUAUCAAUACUUUAUUGAGAAAUACGUGGUUCAUGAAUCUGAGUUGGCUCACUUGCUUGAACUAGUGGGACAAGUGUCUUUCCAGGAACAAGUUAAUGAUAAUGGGGAUGUAGAUGAAGAUGAGGGCGAGUUUGAACUAGUCUUGGAUUCUUAUGACUGUUUUAAUACUGGUGAAGUGACUAUUGAAUUGGUGUUUUUGGUGCAGUUGCUAACAACUUACCUCACAAUACAACAACAACAACAACAACAACAGAAGCAGCAGCAACAGCAGCAACAGCAGCAUAAUGAAAGUAACCAACUGCAUGAUCAAGUUAAGUGGGACUCGGUGAAACGAGUGUAUCGAAAAAUCUAUCAACUAAUUGAAUCGAAAAAGGUGACAGUUGACCUAAUUAAGAAUUUGCAAGAAAUUUUACUAGUUAGAUUAGAUCAAUAUCCCAACUACGCAUCUGAACCAUUCGACAAUGACACGACUGCGCCAGUGGCCAAGGACGCAAUGGCGAAAAUUGUACUACAAAGUGAAUUUCAUUCUUUAAACACUUGUUAUCAAGAUUUACAAAAGACAGUCGAACGCACCUUGGAUUCCACUGUAAAAGUUAUACCUGAUGAUAAGUUGGUUAGAGCAAUCACCAAGACUGGUGAUAAAGAGCACGGCAGAGGUGAAAAGAGAUGCAGUGAAGACAAGGAAGUGAGUUCAAAAAAACACAAGAAGAACAAAAAAUAA
This is a messenger RNA of Lodderomyces theae, 1923 nucleotides long. RefSeq names its product ribosomal lysine N-methyltransferase (gene RMS1). The transcript has a single exon. Gene Ontology annotation, molecular function: protein-lysine N-methyltransferase activity; protein binding. Gene Ontology annotation, biological process: peptidyl-lysine monomethylation. The record is from RefSeq and is a predicted model, not a curated record. Bases 1 to 1923 code for a protein of 640 amino acids. Gene Ontology annotation, cellular component: nucleus. NCBI's taxonomy places the organism in Eukaryota, Fungi, Ascomycota, Pichiomycetes, Serinales, Debaryomycetaceae.